AAUUGCGUGCACUCUAUCCUCUUAUGAGGUACUAGUCUUGAGCCGAGUGUCUAUUAGAAAUAAUUUUUCUAGCUCACGUAUGAGGUAGUGGUACAGACCGUCCUAUUUCAAACUCCAUUUUAUGAGAAUAUAUUGGAUAUAUUGUUGUUGGAUUAAAAAGGAAAGGACGACACGUAAAAGUGGACGGAGAGAGUAUUAUUCAACUCAUUUAAUUCUCAUCCAAUGGCCAAGAUUUCCUCCCUCAUUUGAAAUCUAAAUCUUGACCCUUCAAAUAGAUCAAACCCCAAAUUUUCCCACCAACCUUAUUACUAGUGCCAGUACCCUAUCCAGAUCUCAAACUCCCAUAUAGCCAAAUACUCACAACAUUAGCUCACUAGACACCCCUUAUAAUUUUCUUGAAAUUGUACUGUGAAAUCUUGAAUGUCUUUAUAGUGUGUUUAAAAGAUUGAAUUUUUAUAGUGUGUUUGGUGAGUUGCUGGAGCCUAAAGCAUUGUAAUGGUGGAGGCACAGUCAUGGACAACAAGAAGGGGAAGCAAUCCAAGAUUGGAGUCACCACAAGACCAAGUUUUGGAUAUGCCAGUAACCCCAACUGCUGAAAUCAGGCAACAACAGUAUGGUGGGAUAAGUUCAUUGGUGUCACCAAAUGUACUUACUGCACUUAUUAUUGCUUCUUGGUAUUGUUCAAAUAUUGGGGUGUUGUUGCUUAAUAAGUAUCUGUUGAGUUUUUAUGGUUAUAGGUAUCCCAUAUUCUUGACUAUGUUGCAUAUGUUGGCAUGUGGUACUUAUAGUUUAGUUGCUAUUAAGUGGCUUGAAGUUGUUCCUUUUCAGCAGAUACAUAGCAGGAAACAGUUCUUCAAGAUUUUUGCUUUGAGUGCUAUUUUUUGUUUUAGUGUUGUGUGUGGGAAUACGUCGUUGAGGUAUCUUCCUGUAUCGUUUAAUCAAGCUAUUGGUGCUACCACUCCGUUUUUUACUGCUAUAUUUGCUUUUGUGAUUACUUGUAAGAAAGAAACUGCUGAGGUUUAUUUAGCUCUUGUUCCUGUGGUUCUUGGUAUUGUUUUGGCUAGCAAUAGUGAGCCAUUGUUCCAUUUGUUCGGGUUCUUGAUGGCGUUAGGUUCAACUGCUGGGAGAGCAUUGAAAUCUGUUGUUCAGGGGUUGUUGUUAACCUCUGAUGCUGAGAAAUUACACUCGAUGAAUCUGUUGUUAUACAUGGCUCCUAUGGCAGCAGUGAUUUUGCUUCCGUUUACGCUAUACAUUGAGGGGAAUGUGGCAGCGAUUACAUUGGAGAAAGCAAGGGAAGAUGGAUUUAUGGUAUUCUUGUUGAUUGGUAAUGCCACGGUUGCUUAUUUGGUGAACUUGACUAAUUUCUUGGUCACGAAGCAUACAAGUGCCUUGACACUGCAAGUUUUGGGGAAUGCCAAGGCUGCGGUGGCCGCAGUCGUGUCAGUUUUGAUAUUCAGGAAUCCAGUGAACAUCAUGGGCAUAACAGGAUUUGCGGUGACAGUAAUGGGUGUGGUGCUUUACAGUGAAGCCAAGAAGAGGUCUAAAGUAACAGCACAUUGAUGAUGAAUGAUGAUAGUAUGAAAGAUUCAAUCUUGAUGAUGCAACACAAAGGUACAAUUUUUUUUUUUUGGUCUAUUAGAAUUCAUUCUGAGUGGGAGGGGGGUGGGGUGGGGUGUAAGUGGUUGGAUUAUAUUCCACUGUAUAGGAAGAAAGAUGGGGUAAGAUGGAAAAAAGUUCAUGUGCUAUGCUUUUCUUCCCUCUAUAUAAUUGUUCUUGAUUGUGGGGUGGUUAAAGAGAAUAAAGUUGUCUCUUUUACUUUUCCCCUUUCUGUAAUUUUACACUCCUUUGAUCCAACUACAACAAAGAAAGACUGAUUCUUUACAUAUUGUUCUCUCUCUGUAAUAUUUUUGUGGGAGAAUUGUCCUCCCAAUAUAUCUUGCCCAAAAACAAGUGUACUUUCCUACUUUGCAUAAUUGCAUUGUUUCAAUUGAUUAUUAA
This is a messenger RNA of Capsicum annuum, 1998 nucleotides long. RefSeq names its product probable sugar phosphate/phosphate translocator At1g12500. The transcript has a single exon. Gene Ontology annotation, cellular component: Golgi apparatus. The record is from RefSeq and is a predicted model, not a curated record. Bases 496 to 1560 code for a protein of 354 amino acids. NCBI's taxonomy places the organism in Eukaryota, Viridiplantae, Streptophyta, Magnoliopsida, Solanales, Solanaceae. Gene Ontology annotation, molecular function: antiporter activity.